This is a messenger RNA of Gadus chalcogrammus (walleye pollock), 3694 nucleotides long. Its product is annotated as NLR family CARD domain-containing protein 3-like. Bases 146 to 3061 code for a protein of 971 amino acids. Gene Ontology annotation, molecular function: protein binding. The transcript is spliced from 9 exons. Gene Ontology annotation, biological process: regulation of apoptotic process. NCBI's taxonomy places the organism in Eukaryota, Metazoa, Chordata, Actinopteri, Gadiformes, Gadidae. The record is from RefSeq and is a predicted model, not a curated record.
UGAGAGGCGCGGCUCCUUGAACUUCCUCAUCUAAAAGUUUUAUAAAUACUCUAACCUCCGUUUCUUCCCUUACAUUUAUAUUUUUACAACUUUAUAUCGUAUGGACGCAUUUUAAUCCCGGAGUAGAUAAGGUCUCCAGUCUUCUAUGGAUGAGGAGAGAGAGGAUGGGGGUCCUACCUCUAAGACCACUCUGUCUGGGGAACAUGGCCGCCAGAGCAAAGCUACGAGAAGGAGGCAGGAGAGAGCAGACUCCCCUGGACCCAGCUGUGUCUCCAUGAAGAGUGACCACUAUAUGGGGGAGCUUCAAAGGAUCCGUUCUGAAUUUGUGAAGGGAGUUUCAGAACCAGUUAUCAAAGGUCUCCUGGAUGACCUUUGGCAGCAGAAGGUGUUCAGUUCUGAGGAAAAGGACUACGUGAUGGCCGAGAGGACCAAAGCAGACCAAGCACGUUGUCUGAUCGACAUGGUGAUCGGUAAAGGGGAGAGAGCAAGUCAGGCGAUGAUUGAUAGUAUGAAGAAGAGGGACGAACACUUAUGCUCCACCCUGGGUCUGAUCUCUUCUCCUCCUGGUGUGGGAUCUGCUGCGGUCCAGUGCCAACAUAAAAUAAAGUCUAAUUUGCAGAAGAAGUUCAGGUGUGUGUUUGAGGGAAUCGCUAAAGCAGGACAUUCAACACCUCUGAAUGAGUUCUACACAGAGAUCUUCAUCACAAAGAGAGGCAGUGGAGAGGUCAACCAGGAGCAUGAGGUCAGACUGAUUGAAACAGCUUCCAGGAAACCAGCCAUAGAGGAAACACCAAUCAGAUGUGAGGACAUCUUUAACCCGUUACCUGGACAAGAUAAACCAAUGAUAAAACCAAGGACAAUUAUGACAACUGGAGUGGCCGGCAUUGGUAAAACCGUCUUAACACACAAGUUCACUCUGGACUGGGCUGAAGACAAGGCCAAUCAGGACAUACACUUCACAUUUUUCUUCACUUUCAGAGAGCUGAAUUUACUAGAAAUGAAAGAGUUUAGCUUGGUGGGACUUCUUCAUCACUUCUUUAAUGAGACCAAAGAAGCAGGAAUCUGUAGAUACGACCUAUUCCAGGUUGUCUUCAUCUUUGAUGGUCUGGAUGAGUGUCGACUUCCUCUGGACUUCCGGAGAAACCCGAUCUGUACUGAUGUCACAGAGGUCACCUCGGUGGAUGUGCUGCUGACAAACCUCAUCAGGGGCAACCUGCUUACCUCUGCUUGCAUCUGGAUAACCACACGCCCUGCGGCAGCCAAUAGGAUCCCUGCUGAGUGUGUUGACGUGGUGACAGAGGUGAGAGGGUUCACCGACCCACAGAAAGAGGAGUACUUCAGGAAGAGAUUCACAGAGGAGACACUGGCCAAAACAAUCAUCGCCCACAUCAAGAAAUCACGAAGCCUCCACAUCAUGUGUCACAUCCCAGUCUUCUGUUGGAUCACUGCUGCAGUUCUGGAAAACUUCUUCAAAACAUCCCAGCUAGGAGAAGAGAUGCCCAAGACCAUUACUCAGAUGUACAGCCACUUCCUGAGGGUUCAGUCCAUGCAGGGGGACAGGAAGUAUCAUGGGAGAGCUGAAACAGAUCAACACUGGAGUCCAGAGAGCAGGGAGAUCAUUAUUUCUCUGGGAAAACUGGCUUUUAACCAGCUGGAGAAAGGCCACCUGAUCUUCUACGAGGCAGACCUGGCAGAGUGUGACAUCGAUAUCGGAGCAGCCGCAGUCUACUCAGGAGUGUUCACCCAGAUCUUUAAAGAGGAGGGUGGGCUGUACCAGGACAAUGUGUUCUGCUUUGUCCACCUGAGCAUCCAGGAGUUUCUGGCUGCCCUUUAUGUCUUUAUGUCAUUCAUCGACACUGGGGUCAAUCUGCUCUCAAGACAACCACAAUUCCUGUGGUCUAUUUUUUCUAGAAACAAAGGAAAUGUCAAACUCUACCAGAGUGCUGUGGAAAAGGCCUUACAGAGGGAGGACGGACGCUUAGACUUGUUCCUCCGCUUCCUCCUGGGCCUCUCUCUGGAGACCAAUCAGAUUGUCCUAAAAUGUCUGCUGGGAAAGACAGUAUGUAGCUCAAAGACCAGUAAGAAAAUGGGCUCUUACAUUAAGAAGAAGAUAGGUGGAGUUCUAUCUCCAGAGAGAAGCAUCAAUCUGUUCCACUGUCUGAAUGAGCUGAACGACCGUUCUCUCGUGAAGGAGAUCCAACAGUACCUGACAUCAGGAAGUCUCUCCGGAAAAUCUCUCUCUCCUGCUCAGUGGUCAGCUCUGGCCUUCAUCCUACUGACAUCAGAAGAGGAGCUGGACGAGUUUGACCUGAGUGAAUACUCUGCUUCAGAGGAGGGUCUUCUGAGGCUGCUGCCAUUGGUCAAAGCCUCCAAAACAUGUCUGCUGGAUGGCUGUGGUCUGUCAGAGAGAUGCUGUGAAGCUCUGGCCUCAGUUCUCAGCUACAACUCCUGUAGUCUGAGAGAGCUGGACCUGAGUACCAAUGAUCUGCAGGAUUCAGGAGUAAAGCUGCUCUCUGCUGGACUGAGGAGUCCACACUGUACACUGGAAACUCUCAGUUUGAAAGGCUGUCAGCUGUCAAAGAGAUGCUGUGAAGCUCUGGCCUCAGUUCUCAGCUCCAACUCCUCUAGUCUGAGAGAGCUGGACCUGAGUACCAAUGAUCUGAAGGAUUCAGGAGUGAAGCUGCUCUCUGCUGGACUGGGGAGUCCACACUGUACACUGGAAACUCUCAGGAUGUCUGGCUGCCUGGUCACACAGGAAGGCUGUGCUUCUCUGGCCUCAGCUCUGAGCUCCAACCCCUCCCAUCUGAGAGAGCUGAACCUGAGCUACAAUCACCCAGGAGACUCUGGAGCUGCGCUGCUCUCUGCUGGACUGGAGGAUCCACGCUGGAGACUGGACACUCUCAGUGUGGAGCACGGUGGAGUGUGGAGGCUGAAACCAGCUCUAAAGAAGUGUAAGCGUCUGUUUGAUUCAUCACAUCACACACUCACUAUUGAGAGGGAAAGUCCAUCCACACAGCAGGAAGUGAGGUCACAUCCUACUGGGAAUGAAGACGAUGGCUGACAUCAUGUAUCUUACGUAUAUUAAGGCCCAAUCCCGUUUCUUUGCUCACUGUCUCAACCCUACAUCUCAACCCUAACCCUCAUUGCUCAUGCUCAUUGCUACCCCUCAUUGCUACCCCUAACCGAUCCCCUACCAAAUGGGACAACCCUACCCUGUGACGUCAUCAUGGCCUCCCCGUGCCCCCUAGCAGAUAACCAGACCCCUGGUAAUGUUACAAGAGACAGACUGGCUGCCAUUGUCUCGGGCAACGAGCAAGACCCAUUGUAAAGAUGUUUAACCUGAAAUGGUAUUUAUAUUUUGGCCUAGUGUGAGUGCACCCUUAGAUAAUAAUCGGUUAUGAACAAGAACACUUUAGAAGAAACACUUUAUUUAAAUAAGAAACACUGAACAACACAUCUAAAAAUACACACACAAGCAUCUAAAAAUACAUGUUACGUACAAUAUAUAAUAGCUAUGUACACAAUAUAGUACUGCCAAAAAUUACAUUGAUUAACCAUGUAAUAUUACUAAUAUAAUAUAAUAUAUUAGUAUAUAUAAUAUUACUUAUAGAAUGUUACUAAUAUAAUAUAAUAUAUUAGUAUAAAGCUUAUUUUUAACCUGGAGUCACUAGAACAUGGAAGAUCUGGAUAUCAU